AUGAUGCUAAAUCCUGUUAGACUGGCAAUGAGAUGCACCAGGACCAGUCAAUUAAUUUAUCAUAACCUUAGUGGAGAGAGAAAUGAUAAUGGUCAACAAUUUGUAGAUUUAUGUCUUGAAAAUGGACUGGUGAUAGGUGGAACAAUUUUCCAACACAAGACAAUACACAAGUUGACGUGGAUAUCACCGGAUGGGAAAACCAGGAACCAAAUUGAUCACAUUGCGAUCAAUCGAAAGUGGAGAGGGUCGUUGUUGGACACCAGAGUAUCAAGAAGUGCAGAUGUAGGUGGCGAUCAUCACCUUGUAUUGAGUAAGCUUCAGAUAAAACUGAGAAAAACGAAGAAAGUUUAUGGGCAACAAAUUUUCGACUCAAGGAAGUUGAAAGAACCGUCGGUAAAGGCACAGUUCAUACUGGAGCUCUCGAAAAAGUUUCAACUUCUAAAUGAUUUGCAAACUGGAGCGUUGUGUGAGAUUGAAAUUGAUGAGUGUGGUUCCAAUCCAUGUAAACACGGAGGAACAUGCAUAGAUUCCACAGGACAUUUUAAAUGUACCUGCCUCAUGGGAUUUGAAGGUGAAAAAUGUGAACUGGAUAUCGAUGCCUGCAUAUUCUACAACAUAAGCUGCACCUCGGGGGAACUAUGUGUGGACAGACCUCAUGGACUUAAUUAUACAUGUUUGUUACCAUGUAAUGAAAGUACAGAGUCAUGUGCAAAUGGAGGUAGCUGCUUCCUUGAUGAAGACAACCAGAGUUCUCAAUGUGUCUGUGCUCCUGGAUGGACUGGGCGAACGUGCCUGGUGAACAUUAAUGACUGUGAAGAGAACUGGUGCCAGCAUGGAGCCACUUGUGAAGAUGGAAUCAAUGAAUACAGGUGCAUGUGUCCUCUGGGAUACACUGGUUCCUUCUGUGAGCUUGACAUAGAUUACUGCAUUGGAAACCAGUGCUCAAAUCAUGGCUUCUGCCAGGACAAGUUGAAUAAUUACAGCUGUCACUGCAUGGUUGGAUAUGAAGGACCCUUCUGUGAAGUGGAGAUUAAUGAAUGUUCAAAUUCACCCUGCAAAAAUGGGGCAACCUGUAUGGAUUUAAUUGGCUACUUCUCAUGUCAAUGUGUCGCAGGCUUCAAAGGCAAGUUUUAAAAUAGAAAUAUUCACCUUUGAUUGGAAACAAAGAUCAUUGUUAUUUUUAAUCAUGUGUAUAUUCCUAAUUUGGAACAACAUUAAUUUUUAUUUGAAUGCCUAUAGAAUUUCUUAGAUUGGCUGUUCUAAAUUUCCCUCACCACAUCUCCAUGGUCAGUUUCUUUGGGUUAACUGUGGUGCUAAUGAAAAUGAAAAAUGGGGAGUGGUCAGAUUAUGGGAUAAAUCUUGCUCCCAUGUAUGUGUAAAACCUCCAAAGCAACAAAUAUGCUGUGGGCCCACUGUCGUGUGUAUUAGGUUAUGGAGGGCCCAUUCAUGCAUGAGGAUUCUGAACCCACUGUGAGCUGCUGAGUGUCACUCUAUAGUUUCUGCCUCUGACAGCACAAAGAAGAACUGGCGAUGAGCUGGAGUGUGAUCUGCAGCUCCAUUAACUUAGCAAAUCUACAGACCAAACCUCCUAUGCAGUGUGCUGAAGCCAGUACUACAGACACAGAGUAGCUCUAUGUUUGCUUUGUACCCUGACAGUCUUGGGGAACAAUUCUUUUCCUCCUCCCAACUACUCAGGCUUCAUGUGGUGAACCAGGGGAUGGUUUUGCAUGACAACUUCUGAGGUGUUUCUUCUAAAGCAUCUCAGUUCAAACUAUAGCACACUUUGCUGGAUCAAGCCAUACUAAUGGUGUUUUUUAACAUCUUUAAAAUGUAGAACCCCAAUUUUAUAAAAUAAUUGGGGACUGAGCAGUUAGUAAAAUUAUGAUAUACUACAUUAUUUUCUUCUUCCUUCACACCACGACAAAGCUAUGUUCAAUGUACUGAUGUCAUCAUAAUGUGAGGGGAUGCCAACUUGUUCUUCAACAUCACUUUCAUUAUGUGAUUUUUUUUUCCCCCAAUUGGGAAAAAUAGUUUCUAUAAUGUCAUUUGUAAGUCUGGGUUUCUGGAAACCAAGAUUCUGCAGUAUUUAAAAGUCAGUGUGGGGCUCUGCCCUCGACAAACAUUGUUAAAGAACAUAAAGGGCAGAAUGGCAACAUUAUCUAUAUUACUAUAUCAAGAGUAUUUUUUUUCAUUUAGGACUUGAUUCUGCGAGGUACUCUGCCUCUGAUACAGAAAAGCAUGUAAGCAUAAGAGUAACUUUUAGCGUGUGUAGUCCCACUUAAGUCAAUAAGAUUACUCAGGUGUUUAACGUUAACAAAUGUUUAAGUAUAACAUGGGAGCGCCAAUCUGAGCAUCCUCACUGAUUGCAGUUGUGGUAGUGUAAUAUGGGAAAGGAGAUGGUCUCUCAAGUAACCAGAUUCCAAACCAUUUAAGAUUAUAAAUAUUAUGGACCCAAUCCAGUUCUCAUUGCAACCAAUGAAAAGACAUACACUGCCUGCUAAGGAAUUUGGAUCAAGCUCUAAUUUUAUCACUUAGCAGAAAUGUACUGAAUAUCACCAGGAACUUAGCUUUCUACCUAGGAUACUUAUUUUAUCUGACUUAAGACCUAGAAAUAUGGCUCACAUAGCAUACUUAGCAGAAAAUAUUCUUAAUUGACUGGGCAUCUCAUAUUUUUGUUGUUCCCAGAAAUGCAGCCUUCUGAAUGUAACUGUGAUAAACAACCCAAGAUGAUGUGCACAAUAGUUAGAAGGGAAUUGUGAGGAAAAUGAGUCAAAUCAGUCUGGAAUCUUAAUAGCAGACAAAUAUUUUCAUUGCUAGUUUGACAAUUUAGGAUGUCAUAGCU
This is a messenger RNA of Mauremys mutica (yellowpond turtle), 2842 nucleotides long. Its product is annotated as protein eyes shut homolog. Gene Ontology annotation, biological process: establishment or maintenance of epithelial cell apical/basal polarity; heterophilic cell-cell adhesion. The coding region runs from base 1 to 1134 and encodes 377 amino acids. The transcript is spliced from 5 exons. Gene Ontology annotation, cellular component: protein-containing complex; plasma membrane. Lineage: Eukaryota; Metazoa; Chordata; Testudines; Geoemydidae. The record is from RefSeq and is a predicted model, not a curated record. Gene Ontology annotation, molecular function: calcium ion binding.